Phyllotreta striolata is the source of this 1267-nucleotide messenger RNA. The record is from the annotation of a GenBank genome assembly. Lineage: Eukaryota; Metazoa; Arthropoda; Insecta; Coleoptera; Chrysomelidae.
GAAAAAUGUAAAUUGUUUUAUUGUUUAUAUUUAUUAUAAAAUAGUUAUUCCUAUAUGAAAUAUAAUGUCAGAGUUGGACAAUUUUAGUAAGCAAAAGAUUUCGGCUUCGAAGGCUGUAAACGACGACGAAAUAGUUACAGAAAGGACCGUGUACGUUUGUGAAUUUUGCGACAAAGUGUUUUCUAGAAAUUCCAACGUUAAGAGACAUAUAGCGGACAUUCAUUUCCCCAAAAGUGAGCCGAAGGAGAAGUUCAUUUGCCAUUUGUGUUCGAAGAGCUACACUCACAAAAACUCCCUAACGUUGCACCUGAGAAAGUGCGGUUUAAGCGAUCAGAAGCACAGAAAUGACGCAUAUGAUUGUAGCAUGUGUGAUCAAACCAAAAUCCACAACAUUUCCGAACAUUACAGGGCUGAUCAUGACGUAGACUUGUCUGUACGAAAAUUUACAUUCGACAAUUUGACUGAGUUUUCCAAAUGGAAAGAGGAAAUCGAAGAAAGCACUAUAUCUAAUUACGUGCUGAAAUCCAAAAGCCAGCAUAAGGAUAAAUUAAUUUACUAUUACCGCUGUCACAGGGACGGUUAUUACAGACCCUGCGACCAGAAAAAGAAUAUACGAAGGAAUAAAAGUUACAAAAUAAACGGGCAUUGUCCCGCAAAAAUGACUGUCUCAGUAUUAAACGAGUCAGGUAUCGUCUCUGUCUCGUACAUGCCAACGCACGUAGGACAUACAAUGGACUUAAAAACUAUACCUCUUAAACCUUCGGAGCGGAUUUUCCUCGCUGAAAAGAUCCUCAAAAAAGUACCCUUCGAUGUUAUUCUGCGAGAAGUUAAAGACAACUUAAACGAAGAGAGUUCUCAGAGGCUCCAUUUGUUGACUAGACAAGAUUUGGUUAACAUCGAAAGGGCUUAUAGUCUGAGCAGUCACGCUGUAAGACAAAGCUCCUCGGUAUCGAAGAAAAAUGGAAAGAAACUUGAAGAUGAUUCGGAUGUUGCCGAUAACUUUUUAACCAAUGGUCAAGCAUUGGCUGAAGAGCAAGAGGCCGAAAUGGUGGAUGUGAAAAACGAAUCGAAAGAUGAAGAGUGCCCUGCGAGCGAUUCUAGUGAUGUUAAAAAUAGCGAUUUGCUGGAGCACAAGAAUUUGUUGCUGAAUAGUUUUUGUGAUUUGGUGAAUAAGGCCACCACGGUUCAUCAGUGUAAUGUGAUACAAAAUACUUUAGUCUCUCUAGAAACGUUACUUAAUACAUUUGCUUCGAAUAAAAAUAGUUAA